AUGCCGAUCCAGACCGGAGCGAACUUGCUGGGGAAUAUGCUUUGGCAGACGCUCCUGGGGAUGAAGUAUUACACGAAGAGCAUGCGUGUUGGCACGAUCGUGCUGAUUUGCGCGGUGAUGGAGCUGUCGGAGAUUGGCCCGCAGGAGCCCUCCGAAUGGGCACCCGAGGAGGCACCAAGACUGGCUGUCGGAGAGUUUUGGUGUGAGAUACAAGAGCUCAUGACGAAACCGGAGCCUGGGCUGAACACUGGGGGAGGGAUGGACUGGGACGAGGAGGGCUGGCGGCACGCUAGUGGCCAUUGCAUGGAACUGCGUCAUGGUGCUUUGUACCCUGAUCUCACUCUAUGGAUCGGGGCGUCUAUCGGAAAGCUCCUGGGCUUAGUGAAGGGCACCGUCUUUGCUUUAGUCGCCUUCCUGUACUUCUUGGAUGGCGUGAUUUGCCUGGGUGGCACGGUCUUGGCGAACGGCCACUGUGAUGUGUCCUUGUUCAUUCCGGCGCAGCUCUCCUCACAAUUAGUGGUCAACAUGAUCACAGGCUACUUGGUGUGGGGCGAUGCCAAGUACGUCGCUUAUCCCACCUCGUAUUUGUUGGUCACCUGGCUGCAUCGGGGGGAUGGGAUGUCUCGUGGCUUCUGUUGGUUCCUAAGCCCUGCCUUUCUGGGGGUGUUCUUCAUGAGGCCUAGGGGGGGUGAGACAACAGUCUUGGCGACUCCAAACCAGGGGUGGACAUGCCUCCCGCAUGGGCCAUGGGGUUCCAUCACUGAGGUCUACGCUCUUUGCAUCAUGGGGGUCUAUUUGAACAGCCCCGAUGCUUGGCGCACGGAAUCGCCCCAAGCGCGCGGCCGAAACGCCAGCCGCCGGCUCGCUGGCCUGUCGCCGUGGGAUGGUCGAUGCAUGCUUCGGUUUCUGCUUGGUGCUCGGUACCGGGCACACCAGCACACCGGUCAUGUAGACUCUUGA
Messenger RNA from Durusdinium trenchii, 960 nucleotides. NCBI's taxonomy places the organism in Eukaryota, Dinophyceae, Suessiales, Symbiodiniaceae. The record is from the annotation of a GenBank genome assembly.